AUGUCACAGAGAACACCAUAUGGUCAAGGGGGACAUUCAUCUCCUUCUGAUGUGAGAUUUGAUUCCCCUAGCCCACAUACACCUCACUCCUACGCUGAUGGGCCUUCUUCCACGCUUGUUGAGGUUGGGGGUUCAUCAACGCCCCCUGCUCCCCGUCAAAACUGUAUCAUGAUACGUCCCUUGGGUUCCUCGUUUGAUAACAUUUGGUGCAAACGAGAUAUAACACGAAUAAUUCAAAGUAAGUUUGAGAAGCCAUACACAAGCUGGAAAAAGACAGACCCUGCUGUUAGGGAUAUGUGGUUUGGCGAAUUUAAGAAGAGGUGGUCUUGGGAGAGUGAAUUGGAAAAUCAAAUAAGGAUAAAUUUUGAAAAGACAGCCUCUGAUCGUUUGACUGACCUUUUGUUCCGUGUGAGGAGGGAUUUGACAAAAAAACCAUCUUGGAUGUGUCCUGUUGUAUUUGAAGCACUCAAGGAGUAUUGGAAUACUCCAGAAUUUAAGAGCAAAUCAGAAAAGGCAAAGAAAAAUCGGUCUUCAGAUAUUGGUGGUAGUAAGCACACUUGUGGUUCCAUCCCUAUGUCUGAACAUAAGAAGCGACUGUCUAAGCUAUUAGGUCGUCCACCUACGCAGGCCGAGUUAUUCAUUGCAACACAUCAAAGAAAAGAUAAUUCAGGAUUUGUUGACAGCAGGUCCGAGGAAACUUAUGCUGACUUUCAGAUGCGGCAAGCAUCAUCACAAUCAUCAGCAGUUGGCCCGACAGAAGAUAGUGACGCUGCUGGACAGCCCUCGCAGGCAGCUUUAGAUGAGACAUCAUUAUGGUUGGAGGUUGCAGGCGGGAAAAAGAAGGGUCGUGUGUAUGGCAUGGGAUCUGAAGCACAUGUCAUCCCUGGCUCUUAUCAUGUGUUGUCGCCACCGCCACCGCCACCGCCUCCACAAUCAUCAAUUUCACUCGUUGAUCAAAUUCAACAAGCUGUUAGUUGCGCUAUUAAUGCAGCUAUAGAACCAUUUAAUCAUCGUUUGUCAGCUAUAGAAGAAAGGUUUCAUAACCCUUCUUCAUCGUCGCCGCCCUCGGAUCAUUAG
Molecule: messenger RNA, 1077 nt
Organism: Diospyros lotus (date-plum)
Lineage: Eukaryota; Viridiplantae; Streptophyta; Magnoliopsida; Ericales; Ebenaceae
Exons: 6
Coding region: 1-1077 (358 amino acids)
Source: RefSeq, a predicted model, not a curated record